Drosophila serrata is the source of this 1292-nucleotide messenger RNA. It is a transcript of the gene Cnep1r2, whose product is annotated as CTD nuclear envelope phosphatase 1 regulatory subunit 2. Gene Ontology annotation, cellular component: Nem1-Spo7 phosphatase complex; cytoplasm. The record is from RefSeq and is a predicted model, not a curated record. Lineage: Eukaryota; Metazoa; Arthropoda; Insecta; Diptera; Drosophilidae.
GCCGCAGUGCUGGCAAACGGGGAAUAUCAUCAAAAACAUAGAAAAAGUAAAACUAUGAAAAUCCAAUCCAAAUCUCGGAAAUUUCGCAAAAAUAUAUAAGCUGGACAAAUUUAAAAGCAUCAAGGCGGCCACGAGCAUCGAGGAAAUUGCUGCAAUGGAACCAUCCGCUUGCGAAGAUCUCAAGGCCUUCGAACGGCGCCUCACCGAAGUUGUUUCCUCGUACCGGCCAUCAACGUUCCGCUGGCGCAUUGUUCUCUCCGCCAUGUCCGUGUGCACGGCCAUUAGUGCGUGGUACUGGCUCCGUGAUCCGCGCACCACCGUCGUCCCGCUGACCGAGUCCCUCUUCAUCCAUCCCAUCUUCACAAUCGCCACUCUUGCUCUGUUCGUCCUCUUCACCCUGGGCAUCCAAAAGCUAGUAAUAGCGCCGCAGAUUAUCACGUCGAGAACUCGAACGGUGCUUGGGGACUUUAAUAUGAGCUGUGAUGACACGGGGAAGCUGAUAUUGAAGCCGCGGCAGAGUAACAAUAAUAGCACAUGAGCCGGCCAGGCACUUCCAGGACAAUCAAUUUAGUUAAUGCUUAAUUAGUCUUCUACUUUCUUUCCGCACCUUGCCCUUAUGUUGACCCUUGGACACCCUAGUUUUUAAAAACGAAAUUUUAUCAGAAGUAACCCCCUCCUUACAGUUCGUUUUCCUGCUUUCCAACUUUGUUUAAUUAUAGAAUCUUUAUUUGUAAAAAAAAAAGUCUAAAGAAAACCUUAUUGUUAAGCUUUAUAGUGUUUCGUUAUGGCGUUACCCAUCGCUGCCAAAUACAACAAGCUACUCAUUUCAAUAUAGAGUUAUUUAUUUUUAAUGAGCUGCCAUGAUUGUGCAACGAAACAGAUGGUUUUGCCAAUUUUCAUUAAGUUUUGGGAGCUGAUUUUCGUAUAAAAAGAGUCUCGGACAAGCUCCAAAGCAUCAGUUUCCAGCAAUCUGUACAACAAGCCAGCUUUAACCAUGAAGUUCCUAGCCCUGUGCACUCUCAUCCUGAGCAUCGCCUUCUUUAUGGCCAGUGCUCAAGCCCGAGAUGUGGCCAAGCCAAUGGAACUUGAUCCUCCAAACCACCCGCCCCAUCACCAUGAUGUGCGCAGCGUUCGCUAUGCCGAUGAGCCAAAUGUGCCCCACAAGGGUGAGGCUGGCUGCUGCGGUUAGAGAGAGGCUCAUCGACGGAGAAGGCGUGCCUCCGCAAAACAAACUUGUUCUAAGUUGAGAAAUGCCUUGAAAUUUAAAUAAAGAAGCAAUAUUGAAAAAUGUA